Magallana angulata is the source of this 1662-nucleotide messenger RNA. RefSeq lists its product as uncharacterized. Lineage: Eukaryota; Metazoa; Mollusca; Bivalvia; Ostreida; Ostreidae. The record is from RefSeq and is a predicted model, not a curated record. Gene Ontology annotation, cellular component: membrane. The transcript is spliced from 2 exons. Bases 1 to 1662 code for a protein of 553 amino acids. Gene Ontology annotation, biological process: cell surface receptor signaling pathway; G protein-coupled receptor signaling pathway. Gene Ontology annotation, molecular function: G protein-coupled receptor activity.
AUGUGCAAAGUACCGAAAGGAGAGGGCUACAGUAAAAUAGAAGAAAACUACAGGGACUUGUUUCUCCCAACAGUUUUCCAAUUAAAUCAACGUAUUAAAGGACCGUUAACAGAGUCCUUAAGCUAUGGAUGUUAUCCGGGAAGGGUCUUAAUUGACGACAAUUGUGAACUUCUCCUUCCUGUUGCAGAGAACCUUAAAUAUGUAUUGACCUUUUUGGUUGAUGCCAAAGUGAUCUCAGAAGAUCACCCGGCUACAUGGAGAUUGGCUUUACGGGACGCGGCAAAAUCACAAAUGCAAGCUUAUUUCGGAAAAGACAUCAUUUCAUUUUUCUUCCUUCCAAUUGAUUUGUUAGAAGACCAAAGCACGUAUUUUUCAUGUUACUUGCAUAUGGAAGUAAUCUAUGUUCAUGCAUAUGUUCGCAAUGUAGUUGAGAACAAUUUUACAAAAAUUUCAGAGUCUCUACACUUUUCUGGUAUUAUUUUUAAUCAUACUAGUUAUGAGAUAAAAGGGAUCAAAUUGGUAACAACUAAACAUGCUAUAGAAAGGGCCUUAAAUGUAAAAGAAAAUUUGUUUUUGGAUGAACACAAUCGGUUUUUGGAACACGCACGAAUAAAUUAUGAAAGUACAAUUGCAGCAAUAAACACGAUUCACGUCUCCAGCCUUCUCUUUUGUCGUCACCAAAUACUAUCUGAUAAUUUUGGCAAAUAUUUUGUUUUCAACACAUUUCAGAUUACUCAUAUUUCAUCAGAAUUAUCAUAUGGUAUUGGCGAGUUCGUUUUGCAUUUCAAUGGUAGGGUAGGGGUUUGUGAAGGUAAACCUUUUUUAAACCUUUUAAGUCAACACCUUAAACUGAUGACUAUAGUGUUUAAUUAUUGUAGUAUGUUUUUUCUAUUCUUUCUUUUCUUGACCUACAUGGUAUUUCGAACAUUGCAAACCUUACCUGGUCUUAUUCUGAUGAAUGUCGUGAUAUCUUUGUUUUUUACACAACUUGUCUUUACCAUUUCAAAUCUUCUGGAAGUUCGAACAUCAGCUUGCAUAAUCUUCGGAGUUCUUCUUCAUUACUUUUGGCUAACCCUUUCUUGCAGUCAGUUCACCUGCUGUUUACAUAUGUGUCGAGUUUUUGGGCUAUUCAGUACAUCGCAACUAGGAUUUUCCAUGAAAACAUUCUAUAAUUAUGUUGUUUUUACUCAUUCAGUCCCAGUGUUACUUGUAGGAUUGUCGAUUGUGACAAACAUUUACAGAAACAACAAUAUUGGUUACGGAAUGACCGUUUGUUUCGUGGAAGAUACUUAUUCAAAUCUGCUAACAUUUAUAAUUCCUGUUGCGACUUCUUGCCUGGUAAACAUCGUUCUAUAUGUUUCUACUGUUUGUACAAUUAUUUGUCGAAAACAUAUUCAAAAGUCUAAAGAGGACACAUCCUAUAUCAUAAUUUCUCUGAAGCUGUUCUCAGUUACAGGAGGUGUUUUUGUUUUCACAAUUAUUGACGCCUUCCUACAUCUAUCGGUUUUUUCCUUCAUUACAUCCAUGAUAACUUCCUUGCAAGGAGUCUUUAUUUUCAUUAGUUUCUUCACAUCCCAUCAUGUUCUCUCUUUAUUUAAAAAACAAUGGAAAAGAAAUAAUACGAAUUCUUCUUUGAAGCCAAAUAGCUCUACUGCGAACUAA